Messenger RNA from Mycosarcoma maydis (corn smut), 3279 nucleotides. RefSeq lists its product as uncharacterized. Lineage: Eukaryota; Fungi; Basidiomycota; Ustilaginomycetes; Ustilaginales. The transcript has a single exon. The record is from RefSeq and is a predicted model, not a curated record. The coding region runs from base 1 to 3279 and encodes 1092 amino acids. Gene Ontology annotation, cellular component: nucleus. Gene Ontology annotation, molecular function: protein heterodimerization activity.
AUGAGCUGCAAUACCGCCAGCAGCGAUCAAGACAAUCGCGAUCCUCACUUCACCGCCACCGGACUAUCUGCUGUCGAUGGCGACGCUACUAGCUUAUUCGAAUACAUCAUCCGCGACAAAGUGUGGGGUGCCAACCUAGAUCCACCUGAAUCGGCCAAGAAUGUCAUCAAACCGUGGCACCAACGUCUUUCUGCCGAGCCCUCCACGCAGUCUAAUGUCGACGAUCAACUCGCCAUCACCGUACCCUUCACUUGUCCUGUACGCCUCAAGUCCAUCCUCAUCAACGCGGGAACAGGUGACUUUGCCCCCACCCGCUGUCGUGCUUUCGUGAAUCGUCCUGAUGGAAUCGACUUUGACGAAGUGGAGCAAGCCACAGCUGACUACCAUCCUGCCGAUCAAACGCCGCUGGCCACCGCUGCCACGCUCGGAAACGUGGGCAGCGGCAAGGCCCAAGCUGACUUUGCCCUGCUGCGCGGUGAGCAAGGUGUCGUCGAGUACCCUGUCAGCGUUGCACGCUUCUCCCACACCAACAGCAUUACCAUCGUACUCUCCCAUUCAAACGCAACCACCCUCUCGCGCUUCUUCUAUCUUGGCUUUAGGGGUACCGCGCUCGUUCUCAAGGCUGAGCCCGGAGAGAGGCUCAACAUUGGUGCUGCCAAUUCUGCCGACCGUCCUGUCGAUGGCGUGCGUGAAAAGCGUGGCGCUAGCCAGGGUCUUGCAGGCGGAAGCUCCAGAAGAACUCCUCCACGCUAUGUGGUUGGCGACCAAGCAGCUGCGCAACGUAUAACUCAAAUUACAGAGCAAGCCGCGCUAACACCUCGACGAUCGCCCAGAAGGAACCGCAAUUCGGCUGCUGCUGAAUCUCCUAACACUACGCCCAUGCGCAAACGCAAACCAUCUCCUUCUCAGUCUGGGGCUGGUGCGGAUGAUACUGAGUCCACACCUCGUGAUAGUCAGAAAUCAGCAACUACGCGCACCCCCAAAACAGCUCCGCCUGUUCGCAGACGUCCUUCCUUCUCUGGCCCAUCGGCUUCUGCAGGUCAACAGCCAUCCCAAGAAACACAUGGCUCGCAGGCACAGGUAAGUGCCACAGCUUCUGGCUCCGCCGACCCAACUCGCCGCCGAUCACUCUCGCAGCCACCACCCAACGAGGUCUUGCUUCGUCAAUUGCACGCCAGCAACACGACACCUUCUACCAAGUAUCCCGCUGCACACCUCCACGCACGCACACCUUCACACACCGCCGCUCUUACCGCCACUCCCGGGCGACGUAUCCUCGGCACUCCGAGGCAACCCGGCCCCGGCAUGCCUUCUUUUUGGUCGAAUUCUGUCACCGCUGUGAGCUCUUCACAACCGCAAACUCAAGCCAUGCAGACUCCUGCCACAGACAAACGACGCAAACGCAACGAUGCGCUCUUGGCUAGUGCACAACGCACCCGCGAGAGGCGAUUGGCUUCUCGCAAAAGCCUCCUUUGGGGCGGCGUCGGUGGAUGGGCUGGCGGGCGUGAAGAAUCGCCUAUGGACCUUCUGCGUCGUCUAGCUCGUGCUCCGGAUUUUGUAGCUCCACCGACUCCCUCGCUAGAUUCCAUCUCCGCGCCUCCGGGAGCUGCUCGCCCUGGCCGUUCCAGCACAUCCAGUAUCAUCGAUGCCUCCAACUCGCGCACGCGAGCUCGAGAUAGCGCCGCUAGCACAUCGUCUCGAUCGUCUCUCAGUCGUGCAACCAUGCUUGUACCUGGUGAAUCUGUUCCCGGCGAUCUUACUCGCGACAGCAACGUCAGCGUCUCGAUGGACAUGGACGAAUCCCUCGCCUCUGCAAGCAACGAACCUGGUGACAGAUCGCGAUCGCGUCUUUCGGAUAUUGGCAUUCCGCGUAGAGCCUCCGGUGUUGGCCUCGUUCGAGGUGGCAUCUUUGCCGGCAUAGCUGAUCAAUUCAGAGCAUCUCGCCUAUCGACAGGUUCGCGCGUCUCAUUUGCCGAUCAAGUCUCGCCUUCAAGCAUGCGCUUCGAUGAUAUGUCUAGUCGCAGAGAGGACGAACUCGAACGUAGUCUUCAACAGCAGAAUGGUGGUGCUCAGAGUUUCAUCUCUGCUUCCGGUAUCGAUCUUGCCAAAGCUAAGGCUAUUCGCAGGCUCGACGAUCUCACUCGUCAGAGUUUCUUCAGUGAUGACGGACAGCUGCAGUACAAUCAAGAUGAAGAAGACGAUGAGGAAGAGGACGAGUCGUUGGAAGCUAGAAGAAGGAAGAUUGUGGGCAGAUCCAUGUCGGAAACACUGGAUGGAGAAGCGGACGGCCCCGUGUUGUUCCUCGGCCUAGGCGUCACCAAUGACGACGAUGUUCAAUCACAGACGCGGAGCGAUGAAGAAGAACAGGUCUCCGACACCCUCGCUGUCGAAGCUGCUGAUGACGACUCUGAUGGUCUGGCACGACGGUUAGACGCCGACAAUUCUCGCGAUCUAAGCGAUCGGCUCGAGAUAUCCAUCACAGGCGGCGACCCCGACGACAGCCGAGCUUCACGCGUAUCCUUUGCCGAUCAAGACCAAGUGUCGUUUCAAGUCAACGAUGCAUACUCUUCGGACGACGCUGUCGAGUACCGACUAUCCGUCCCGGAGCUCGACGACGACGACGACGACAAUGCCUCCGACGCAGAACGCGAUGCAUCAACGAGACUCAAUCUGCUCGACCCAAAGGAUCUCAACGCGCUACUCAAGAGACGGAUUGUCAAGAAACGCAAGUCUCGCGUCUCCCCGCACACAGGCUUGCCUCUACCGCCUCUGCCUACAUCUGUCAUGCGUGACAUUUUCUCGUCAUUCCUCGCCCCAUCUUCGUCCACCGUCUCUUCCUCGCUUUUAACAUCGUCUUCUACCUCAGCCAAACGGGCCAAACUCGAUGCGACAGUGUUGGACGAACUCGAUUCGGCUGCACACGAUUUCUUUGCCGACUUUGCCGCCAAUCUCUUGACUCAGGCCAAGACUCGAUCUCGACGUUCGGAUGCGGGUACGAGCAUAACCGAGGCGGAUGUCGUCGCAGUGUUGAAGAGGCAGGGACGGGUGACACAGAGAAACGAUGCGAGCAGUUUGGCGCACAAAUUGUUGCCGAGGGAGUUGACCGAUCAGAUGGAGUUGAGUAGAUGGGCCAAAGCCGGUACUGUACAGACAACACUGAGUGGGAUGCUGCGUGGGAGCGAUCGGAGGAAGGCCAAGGCGAGAGGCAACGAAGGUGUUGCUGAAACAACCAUGAGCAGCAGUGUUGCAUUGGAUGACGAGGAGGUUUCGAUCGAAUGA